GAAGUUCUCGACAAGCCAAAACGAUUAUGCGGAUGGAGUGUAUGUAGCUCACAUCUUCUGUUAAUAAUUGCCAGGUUAAGUGGAGCGGACUGGGGUAAAAGUGGUUGGAGACGCCGACAGUGUGGCAAUAAGGAAGGAAAUAAAUGAAAGGAGGCAGGGAGAGAGGCGAUAACUGGACCAGAGGUUGGGAGUCACAUUGAGGAUUUGUGACGUCGUUUACAGUAUAGGGGCUGGAAAAUGAAAAAGAGGCAUCGCAAGCAAUAAAAAAUACCAGUCUGUCUUCCUCUCCAUUAAGACAAGAGUGUCCGGAUGAACGUAUCCCUUUGCUUUUUUAUCAAUAGAGGACAUUUUAUCCUCUAUCAAAGCGUCAGUUCUGGAUGGACGAAUUAAAGACAAGGAAACUUUUUCUUUUUUUUUAACUGAUGUAUGGUCGAUCACACUUGGACAGUCAACGUUCUGUGGGCUCAUUUUUUCCUAGCUGAUCAGUGUUGGAUUUGUUUUGUUAUUUAACCGUAUGUGUUGCUGAAGGCAAGGUGAAACAUGGCACUUUAUGUAGAAGGUUUGAGAAAAGGAGUGGCCAACGGAGGGAUGGCUCAGUUCCAGGAAAUGAUGCGGCAGCAGCUGGAGAGCUCUAUGCACACGGAACUGGAGAAACUGCUGGACACCUCCACCGGGGCUGAGAGAGAUGUGUCAAAGAAAGACUUUGAGGGCUUCAAUAAUCUUUUUCACAGAUUUCUGCAGGUGAAGGGGCCCUCAGUGGAGUGGAUCAAAAUACAAAGACCUCCAGAAGAUUCGAUCCAGCCGUAUGAUAAGAUCGCAGCUCGAGGUCUUCCAGACAACGUGGCCAACAGCCUGAACAAAUUGGUGGUAGUGAAGCUGAACGGAGGCCUGGGCACCAGUAUGGGAUGUAAGGGCCCCAAGAGCCUGAUCAGUGUCCGCAAUGAGAACACAUUCCUGGACCUCACUGUGCAGCAGAUAGAGCACCUGAACAAGACUUACAACACAGACGUGCCCCUCGUCCUUAUGAACUCCUUCAACACAGAUGAAGACACAAAGAAAAUCCUGCAGAAGUACACGCAUCACCGAGUCAAGAUACACACCUUUAACCAGAGCAGGUACCCUCGCAUCAACAAAGAGUCCCUCCUCCCAGUGGCCAGCAACCUGAACAUGAAUGGGCAGAACACAGAUGGCUGGUACCCUCCAGGUCACGGCGACAUCUAUGCCAGUUUCUACAAUUCAGGCCUGUUAGACCAGCUCAUCGCUCAGGGCAAAGAGUACAUCUUUGUCUCAAAUAUCGACAACCUGGGAGCCACCGUGGACCUCCACAUCCUGCACCACCUGGUGAGCCAGCCCAAUGGGAAGCGCUGCGAGUUCGUCAUGGAGGUGACAGACAAGACACGUGCAGAUGUCAAGGGCGGUACGCUGAUCCAAUAUGAAGGGAAACUCCGCCUGCUGGAGAUCGCGCAGGUUCCCAAGGCACACGUGGAUGAAUUUAAGUCGGUUUCAAAGUUUAAGAUCUUCAACACCAACAACCUGUGGAUCUCGUUGGCUGCGAUCAAGAGGCUGCAAGAACAGAAGGCAAUGGACCUGGAGAUUAUAGUCAACCCCAAGACUCUUGACGGUGGUCAGAACGUCAUCCAGCUGGAGACGGCAGUCGGCGCUGCCAUCAAGUGUUUCGACAACGCUCUGGGCAUCAACGUACCUCGCAGCCGCUUCCUGCCCGUCAAGACCACAUCAGACCUACUGCUGGUCAUGUCCAACCUGUACAGUCUGGAGGCAGGCUCACUCACCAUGAGCCCCAAGAGGGAGUUCCCCACAACACCCCACGUCAAACUGGGCAGCUCCUUCACAAAGGUUCAGGAGUAUCUGACCCGUUUUGAGAGCAUCCCAGACAUGUUGGAGCUUGACCACCUCACAGUGUCUGGAGACGUCACCUUCGGGAAAAACGUUUCAUUGAAGGGAACCGUCAUCAUCAUCGCAAACCAUGGCGAUCGGAUCGAUAUACCCGCCGGAUCCAUGCUGGAAAACAAAAUCGUAUCCGGCAACCUCCGCAUCCUCGACCACUGAGGCCUUUUCCACCCCCCUGCCCCCUCCCCAUCAUGUGACGCAGUUGGCUUUAUCCCAUUCAUGUGACCUGUUUGUCAUGUUUACCCGACAUCAACAGAUUGUUAAGAGGACGUGGCUUUCCCCUGAAGGCUGCGUGCGAUUGCAUGUGCAGUGCUUCAACAGUCCCAACAUUUGGAGGUUGUGUCAUGUAAGAGAGUUGAGUGUGUCUGUAGAUGGGAUAUACUGCCCUCUACAGGUUAUUAUAUGUCAUAAAACCACAGAAUUUUAACAGUAUUAAGAGGCGGUCACCAUUUUCACAAACGAUAAUGUGUUGAGCUUCACAAAAAAAAGAAUCUACACAGAGAAAGCUGUUAGAAGAAAUCUUCUUUUUUGACUUUGGUUGUGAGUCAAAAAAGAAAUGGAACUUAAUAAUAACAACAUUCAUAUAUAUUUUAGAUGCAUAACAGUGUAGGGAUACUAACAGGAAUAAAGAUUUAUGAACAUGCGUCAUCAUCAUCACCCUCAGCUCUUACAGCACUGCUGAUGCAAUCACACAGUGUACCUACGAACAGAGGAGAAGUCGAGGCUUUAUCACGUUCAGAGGACUUUUUGACAUUUAUAUCUAACAUCUCGACAUGGUUCCACAAUUCAGCCAAGAACAGAACCGAAAUAGUUCCUGACAAACGGCCCCUUCUGGAAAAAAUCCACUUAGCAUAAUCGAGCGUCUACCUUUGGAUACAACAAUAUUUCUCCAAAAAUGUCGUUGGUGCAGGCUGUUAAAAAAUAAGAAAACUGUGCUGCUCAAGUGGCUCAUAAAGGAAUUAUGACAUUAAAACAAUUCAAUAAUGUUACUACAGUUUUUUAUGUGCAAAUAAUCUGUGACAUAUUUUCCAGGUUAAUUGUUUUGUCCAUAAAACGACUGUGAUGAUUAUUUUCCAGGAGCCCAAGGGGACAUUUGUUUCUCUUCAAGAAUCCAAAACACAAAUAUAUCCAGUUGGUGGUGAUGAAAGCAGUUGUUACAGUCAUUUAUGAAGCAGUGGACGUGAAGUUUUUGCACUUAUUUUGCUGUAAAAAACAAAAUAGUUUGAUUAUUUUUUACUCUAAUCUAUUGGUGUUUUGCAUCAAAUCAUUUCAGCUUCAAAAAGUGCAAAAACUGAACCCAGAAAACAUAAGAUCACCUUUGUGGAUUUGUGGAACCAUGUAGAAAAUUAAACUUGAUGCUAAAAGUUGACAUUAUUCCAGAGUAAAGACGACUUUGUGCCACAGAUGUGAAACGAACACAAUGGAAAAGCCAUGUGACGCCUGAAGAACCUCUAUGUCUCUGUCCCUGUCAAGACUGUAACCUUCCAAUGCCAUGGAAUUCUACUGUACAUGAAAGUGAGUUCAUGUUGUCCUGAAGUGAAGCCUGUUUCGUCGAGUCCGGGUACGAUGACGUGUGCAGAUGAAACAAUAUCUCUGUUGUGCAUUACUUUCCUUUUCAUUCACGUGUUGACCUUCAUGUUGUUAAAAACCUCAAGCCUCCGAUACAGUGUCAAAUCUCUCCUGUCCCUCCAUCACUCCAAGUACGUGAGCUCCUCAAAACCAGAACAGGAGGUGUUGGUUUUACACACACAUACACAAAAACACACAGGUGCAAAAGAGUAGAUGUUUUGACCACAUGUACACAAAGUUUCAGUGUGAAUACUUGAGCUGGAGAUGUGUGGACCGGGAGCCUGAAAGCAAUAAGUGUUGAUCUGUGACAGUGAUGAGGUCUCAGUCCAGUUCUGGUUCCUCAGAGCUGAAUAAAGUGCAAUAUGAAACACUGA
Sphaeramia orbicularis (orbiculate cardinalfish) is the source of this 3851-nucleotide messenger RNA. It is a transcript of the gene ugp2b, whose product is annotated as UDP-glucose pyrophosphorylase 2b. Gene Ontology annotation, molecular function: UTP:glucose-1-phosphate uridylyltransferase activity. Gene Ontology annotation, biological process: UDP-alpha-D-glucose metabolic process. The coding region runs from base 541 to 2067 and encodes 508 amino acids. Lineage: Eukaryota; Metazoa; Chordata; Actinopteri; Kurtiformes; Apogonidae. The transcript is spliced from 10 exons. The record is from RefSeq and is a predicted model, not a curated record.